Cutaneotrichosporon cavernicola is the source of this 225-nucleotide messenger RNA. RefSeq lists its product as uncharacterized. NCBI's taxonomy places the organism in Eukaryota, Fungi, Basidiomycota, Tremellomycetes, Trichosporonales, Trichosporonaceae. The record is from RefSeq and is a predicted model, not a curated record. The transcript is spliced from 2 exons. The coding region runs from base 1 to 225 and encodes 74 amino acids.
AUGACUCUCCGCCGCGUCCAUCAGGCCCCGGAUCAGAGGAUCCAGAGCCAGAUCACUGCCGUACCCCAGCCGCGGCCAGUGUUUGACCUCAACUUGUCCUCGUUCUCUGGCUUCUCUGACUUCUAUCAACUCGUCCUUUCACCUCUCACCCAGCUCGGGGAUCCAGAUGUGGACUUGUUACCCCGGCACCCCGGUAACCCCAACCAGCAGUGGGGUAUUGCCUAG